Messenger RNA from Fusarium pseudograminearum CS3096, 14196 nucleotides. RefSeq names its product NPS1 (gene NPS1). Gene Ontology annotation, cellular component: cytoplasm. The record is from RefSeq and is a predicted model, not a curated record. Lineage: Eukaryota; Fungi; Ascomycota; Sordariomycetes; Hypocreales; Nectriaceae. Bases 1 to 14196 code for a protein of 4731 amino acids. Gene Ontology annotation, biological process: secondary metabolite biosynthetic process; amino acid activation for nonribosomal peptide biosynthetic process. Gene Ontology annotation, molecular function: phosphopantetheine binding; catalytic activity. The transcript is spliced from 3 exons.
AUGAGUAUCAAAUUCUCUGUCCAAGAGCCGCCUGUUACGCAGCUUCGGCCACUGCACACCUACCAGCAAUCUCUGCAAUCAUCAAAUGAUCAGCUACUACACUGGACCAGCUCAUUUGAGCCAAGACCUGAUCGAGACACUGCCAUCAAGGCUUUUGUGAAGCUCGUAUCUCGACUUAUUGUUCUCGACGAUGGAGAGAGCUUUUGUAUCCAAGACUCACAACGUGGAGGAUAUAUCUUGGCAAAUUCGGUUGCUGAAACCGUUGAAUUUGUUCAAUAUGAAGUUGAUCAAGAUAUUCCCACUCAAUUCUCUAUUGGCCAAGGAAAGGAUGUACAGCUUCACAUCGAAGCCAAUGGCGAGAUUCGCCUGACAGUCAAGUCGACAACAGUCCCUGAAGCGGCUCUCCAAGCCCUAGGAUGUAUGUUUGACGACAUCCUUAGCCAGGAAAACCAGACUGGACUCUCCAGUUGGUCUAAACCUUCUGUCCUCAACUUUCCACCAAGGACCAGUCCCAUGGAUCUUGCUCGUCAGGAUGGGACACAAUCAAAUCAUGUCCAAAGUGACUCGAACAAGACUGGCUUUUUGCAUCGUUGGUUUGAGCAAAGGGCACUUGAGCACCCUGAGACGACUGCAAUCGACUACCUAACUGAUCUCAACAGCGGCAGCCGAGUCCAGUUCACAUAUCGACAAGUCUCCAACAUCGCGACUACUCUAGCCGCCAGGAUUUCGGAAUUGGCUGCACAAUCGUCACAGUCGUUCAAGACUGUUGCUGUUCUUUUGGGACCUUGUCCUGAACUCUACAUUUCUUACAUGGCAGCUUUGAAGGCUGGAGUUGCCUUUUGUCCCAUCGCUGUUGACGCACCCAAGGAAAGAAAAGAGGCCUUGAUGGCAGAUUUGAAACCAGUCGCUAUCGUGACAAGCUCAUCUCUGCUCAACUCAGAUACCUGGCUAGGUACUCGAGAUCUUUCAACAGAAGCUGUUGAUGUUACUCCUUACCUCGCUUCUCCCGACAUUGAACCAACACAGCUGUCAUCUCAACCAACUACAGUAGAUGAUAUAGCCUACAUUCUUUACACUUCUGGAACAACCGGUCUUCCAAAGGGUGUAGCAGUCAGCCAUCUCUCUGCGUCAUGCACCAUCUCCUCUCUGAGCACUCACUAUAACUUUACUCUCCCACCAGCCGGAAGCAAGCCAGUUCGAUGGUUUCAAGGCGCAGCACCAACCUUUGACAUUUCUCUGUUUGAGAUCUUCUGGACCCUAAGUAGUGGAUCGACACUCUGCUGUGCACCCCGCCAUCUCACCCUUCAGAACAUCGACAAGGUUGUUACGACACUGGAGGCUGAUAUCACGAAUAUCACACCCAGCUUCGCCAGCCUUUUGGAUCCGAAAUCGAUCAAGGGGUUGAUGGUAGGUGGUGAGACACUGAAUGCAAGACUCUUGCAGGACUUUGCCCAAUGGAAUCCGUCGGGAGACGAUGAGACUACGCAUGUGCCUAGAGGCAUCUUCAAUGGCUAUGGGCCAACAGAGACAGCUAUUUACUGCAUUGCGCAAGCUCAUGUCCCCGAUAACCAGCGAGGUUCAGUUAUCGGAACACCGCUAGCGACAUGUGGCGCUCUCAUCGUGGAUCAGCCGUCAUCCCAAGGUCUGCAGCCUGUUCCCAUGGGCGCAAUUGGAGAACUUGUCAUCACAGGGCCCCAAGUCAGCAAGCUUGGGUACCUCAACCGCCCAGAAGAGACUGCGCUAGCCUUCAUCGAUGAUGCGACGUGGGGACGGGUCUACAAGACUGGAGAUCGGGCAAGAGUAGUCUUUGAUCCCAAUGGCGCACCUGUCAUUGAGUUCCUGGGCAGAAUAUCCGACGAUCAAGUCAAGCUCAGCGGCCGACGAGUUGAGCUUGGUGAGAUUGAGAGUGUACUAGCAAGCAAGGUAGACGGAGUGAGGGAGACGAUGGCUUGUGUCUGGAAGCAAGGUGCAGAGUCUGGUUCGGAAAAGGUUGUCAGCUUGGUUGUUGUUGAGCCUCGUGGUGGAGUGAGCUUCGAGACUGUUCAUCAAGAGUGCUCGAAUGCUGCGCGACUGCAUCUACCAGAUUACAUGAGACCUUUCAGGAUCUUGGAAGUCGAUGCGCUUCCGAGGUCUGCGUCUGGAAAGGCGGAUCGCAGGGCGGGUCUGAGAAUGGUCAAUGACUUGUUAGCGAAGGAUGGAGACAUGAGCUUUCUAACACCUAGUCAGGGUGGCAAUUCACAUACUCUCCAGCCUUUGGAGGAUUCCAAUGAUGUCAAGUUGGAGGAAGAACUCCUUUGUAUCGUGCGCGGUGUGCUUAGCGAUGGCUCUACGGAGGGCCCUAUCGUUACGGCCGCCACCGUCCUAGCCGACGCAGGCAUCGACAGUCUCCGAGCAAUGCGUGUUUUGCGAGACGUCAGAAAGCGAUGGGCAGUCUUUGAACGUUCCUCAAGCCGUUCAUCUCGAGCCAGACUCCAGCCAUCGCUUUCUGUCCUUCUUGACGCAAACGCCACUCUCCGUUCCGCCUUCUUUCCCAGCAUAGAGGACCUAGAGACACCAACCUCUUCCAGCACAAAGGAGUCUGACACAAGGGCUAAGCUGGAGGCCUUCGGUGCUAAGCACCUACCUGAGGCCGUUGAGAAGCUUGGUUUGAAGGAGUCCGACAUUGAGAUGGUACUUCCUGCGACGAGUACUCAGAGUCAAUUGGCUGUCAGCUUUGCCAUGGACAAGCGCAACUACAUCAGCCAUACUGUCUUGCGACUCAAGUCUGGUGUUUCUGCUGCUGCUCUGAAGGAUGCUGUCAGUGAUGUACUUUCACGACAAGCCAUUUACCGGUCCGCGAUACUUCCCUGCGAUGACAAUCUGUCUCCGUUCAUACAGGCGACUCUGACUAUGGGCGCUUGGCGGGGAUUGGUGGGGGGAUCUAGCGUAGUCAUGCACAAGGCCAACGAUGAGCGACUCUUUUCGGAUGCGCAAUCAUGGAUUGAGCUGGCUGAGGAAGAGCUCAACCUCGAGACUCAGAGGCUGUAUUAUAUCCAGAUUGUUGAGUCAGAGAACACCGACAAUGGUGGGCUUUUGGUCAUCAGCGCCGCGCACUGCAUCUGCGACGGACCGUCUCUUGAGGUUCUGAUGAGCGAUAUUGCCCGACAGUAUGCUGGUAUGGAACCUCUUCCGCGACAAGGAAUUUAUGAAGCCGUCUUCGAUUGGGCCUCCAACGUCAGCGCGGACACGAACCAGCUGUGGCAGAAGGCUCUCGAAGGAUGGGAGACUGAGCCUCUCGGGGCCAUCAGCGGUAACAAUGUUAAGCCGCCAGCUGCUGGAGCUCGUCAACAUGCUAUGGUUCAGCAUUCCAGCGACAUCUCCUGGGAUGUUCUCGAGACCAAGAGUCGAGCACUGGGAGCCUCACCACUCACAAUCCUCCAAGCGUCGUGGGCUAUGCUCUUGCACAUCCUCUCUGAGGCCGACACCGACGAUGUCACCUUUGGCAGCGUUCUAUCAGGCCAUGAUGAGUUUAUUCACGCGCCGACCUUCUCUGUUGUUCCAUGCCGCGUUGCUUUGCCCGAGUCACAGUCCGUGCGUCAACUCAUUCACAGUUUGAUGGGUCACUCUCGAUUCGCGCAAGGCCACAGACAUACUUCCUUUGGUGUCUUCAAGACUCUUCCCUACAACACCGCUCUCGCCCUCCAAGCAUACCCUUCACCCGACGAUGGUAGCGAUGGCGCCGCUCUGUGGACCGAGAUCUCGAACCCUGCUAUACGUUAUGACUUUGCCAUGUUUGCAGAGGUCUUUCCCACGAACCCCAACUCUGCGGAUCGCAACGGAAGGUUCGACGACGUUUUCUUCAAGGUGACCUAUCGCGACGAGACAUUCUCUGAGCUCUCAGCUUCAUGCAUCGUGAAGCAAUUCGCGGCUCUUACAGAAGUUAUCCUUCAGUCGGUGCCAAAUGACUUGGUCCAGACACUGCCAGCGCGCAUGGAGCGAGCUUUGUUGUCCGCCGAAGGAACGAUUCCUGUUCAACACGACAUUGAGGCGAUGCCUGAAGACCUAAGAGAGGCUUACGAGAGGACCCAAGUUCUGCAUGCUCAAUUCGAAGACCAAGCUGCGGCUACACCCGGUCUCCUGGCUUUGAGCUUCUACUCUUCCCUCGAUGCUCCUCCAGUUGAGUUGAGCUACGCUGAGCUUGACAUCCGAGCCAACGGUCUGGCCAACAUCCUCCGCGAACAAGACAUCGACAUCAUCCCCAUUUGCAUGGAGCGCAGUGUCGAGCUAUACGUCUCAAUCCUGGCUAUCAUCAAAGCUGGAUCGGCAUGGUGCCCCAUCGAUACUACAUCUCCCGUUCAGCGACGCACAUCACUCAUAGCAAGAGCACAGAGUAAAUUUCUUCUUACAAACACCGAGUCGCUCCCACUGGUCGAACCGUGUCUUGAACAAGGAACUUUGAAGGAUGUUCAGAUUAUUUUGGUGGACAAGUACACCGAUUGUAAGACGUCUGUUCGAGCCAAGCCACGCGAUAGCAUUUCAUCCUCCAAGGUCAGUGGAAAAGACCUGGCGUAUCUGCUAUGGACAUCUGGAACAACGGGAGAACCCAAGGGAGUCAUGAUCCAGCACAGCGCCGCCGCCCAAGCCAUGCGAGACCUGCAAGUACAGGUUGAACAUGACGACAGCGAACAAGUGCGCACACUCCAGCUUUCGGCCUACAGCUUUGACGUCUUUGUUCAAGACCUUUUCUACACUUGGGGCUUGGCUGGUAAAGUCAUUAGCGGUACAAGGGAGCUUGUUCUGGGCACAUUCACUGAGUUCAUUUGGAAGUCUCAACCAACUCAUGCCCACCUUACUCCCUCAUUCGGUGCUAGCAUCGCUGUGAAUGAGUUGAAAGGUUCCACUUUGCAGUACGUCACCUUCAUCGGCGAGAAGCUCACUGAAGAUGUCGCUGAAGCAUGGGCGGCUCCUGAUAUCACCACCCGUGCUUACAACACGUACGGCCCAGCUGAGAACGCUGUUGUUUCGACAAUGAGGCGCUUCUAUGGCAAGAGUCGCGAUGACGCCAAAGCUGCCAACGUGGGUUUCCCUCUGAACCCAUGCACAGCUUACGUUAUGCGCGAAGUCGGUACCGCUGAAGGUACUAACCGAUGGGAGCUUGUCCCACGAUAUGGUGUCGGUGAAUUGGCUCUCGGUGGUGCGCAGGUCGGCAAAGGAUAUCUCGCGAACGAGGCCAAGACGACAAAGGCUUUCAUCCAAGGUGGUCCUGGUAUCGAUGAGCGCAUCUAUCUGACCGGUGAUCUUGUUCGCUUGAACGACCAUGGCUUUGAGUUCCUCGGUCGCAACGAUGAUCUGGUCAAGAUCACAGGUAUUCGUAUCGAGUUGAGCGAGAUCAGUGCCGCGUGCGCAAGUCUGAAGGAUGAUGAUGCGGCAAUUGAGCAUGUCGAAACUCUUUACCUUCAGCGACCCGGUGCGCCCGCCGAAAACAACAACAAGGUCGUUGUCACGUUUGUGUCUGUCAAGGUUGCGAAUGUCGACACAGGGAAGAUCAGGACACAGGUGUUCAAGAGGGCGAAGGAUAUGCUACCCUCGUACAUGGUUCCUGGUCAUGUUGUUGUUUUGGAUACGACUAUGCCUCGAACCGCAUCCAACAAGGUUGACCGGAAGGCGCUGCAGGCUAUCUACGCUGAAUCGGAUCUGAACGUAUUGGCUGGUAGAGAUGAUGCCGCAGGGUCGCAAGGUCAAGGUCCUGCUAAUACAAGACAACAAUGGACAUCUGAACAGCUCACCAUUCUCAAGACCAUUGCUUCCAACUUCAACAUCGCAAUCGAGAACCUCUCACCUGAUGACAGUUUGGCAGGUCUAGGCUUGAGCUCUCUGCAAGUGACCAAGUUGGCUUGGCUACUACGACGAGAGCUUCAAUGUCAAGUUGGCGUUCUUGAUCUCAUGGGAUGCGAAUCACUUGGCGAGUUGGUUGACAUCACUUUGAGUCGCAUGCCCAAGACUACCCAAUCGCAAACGAGCGAAGUGAAGCCUGCUGAGAGCUCGUGGCUAGCUCCUAUCAAGGCUGCGCUCACAGCAAGCAUCAAAGGCGCUUUACGACCAAGCGACACAACAUCUAUUAUACCUGCGACACCAAUGCAAGAGUCGCUCAUCGUCGAGACUAUGCUCGAACCGCAAGCUUACUGGGCUCAUCGCGUGUUCGAUCUUAAUCAUCUAGACGAGAUCGACGCACGUCAAUUGAAGAGAGCUUGGAUUGCAGCUGCCAAGCGAUUCGACAUUCUUCGAACGAUCUUCGUUCCUCUCACUCAACUCGACGUCGAAGGAAACGAUAAUACUGUCAGUUGGGCGAAAGAGUUGGGAGUCCAAUCUACGAUUCUUCAACUCAUUCGAGACAAGCCAACUGUUCGCUGGACUCAGAUCUCCGACGAGCAGAACCAGUCUCUGGGUGAAGUAGCUCGGGUACUACAGACAGAGCUUUCCCCUACCACAACCAUCGAGCCACCUUGGGCCGUCACAUUUGUCGAAGAGUCGAACAAGAUGAUGCUCAGUAUGCACCACGCCCUUUACGACGCCGUCGCAUCGGACAUGUUCCUCGAAGCCGUCUCCAAGUUCUACAACAUGGAGCCUCUGGAGGGCCUAGGCAAGGUUGCACAAUUUGACACAGGCCUUGACUUGGGUCUGUUGCCUCCACCCACGAAGAGAGAUGAAGCGACGUCGCUUUGGAACCGUCGCUUGGAGGAGCUGAGCAAGACUGUCUCUGGAGGCAUGCUGAAUGGUCUUUUGCCUGACCUGACACAAUCUCGACAGAAGCAGACCCAGAAGAUUCUCCUUGCUAAGAAGGACAUUCCUGCUUCUCUAUUGGACUCGGCUUUGAGUGUGUCGCUUCCAACUCUGCUUCAAUCAGCCUUCGGUUGUGUGUUGGCCUCGUACCUCGAAUUAGACUCAGUCAUACUCGGCCACACCGUCUCCCAGAGGGCUUUACAUCCAGAUCUCGAGAACGUAGUUGGUCCUGCUAUCGCUACCUUGCCUCUCAUCAUUCGCUCAAACGCGACUUCGGCCGAGGAGCUGUGGAAAGAAAUGGCUCGUGACUCAGCGGAGUUGUUCAAGACGACACACAAUCUUCACCCAGUUGAUGUGAAGAAGAUGCUCAAUCGGGGAAGUAGUAGUAGCAAUGCGCCAUUCCCAGGUCUUUUUGUGUACCAUCCCGCAUCUGAUGAUAUCGAUGAUGGAUCUGUCUCGCACAUGUUCAACGAGGUCGGACAGGCACUCUCACUCAAUGUUGAGCAUCCUCUCGCCUUGAACGUGUUCGAGGGAGACAAGUCGAUUGAACUUACUGGUGAUGGGCGUCGUAUCUCCCAACCACAGCUAGAACUCUUGUUGGACCAGAUUCUUGACCAGGCUCGGGUUAUGAUUGAAGCUUCACAGGUCCCGCUGUCGCAGCUGCAGAACAGAAUGGGAGGACACCUUCUGUCUACCAGUGGCGCUGUCACCACGAUCGAGAAUACCCCAGCAAACCCAACCGACAGUGUCGCUUUGCAUGCGUCUCAACAUCCAGACUGGAUCGCAGCCGAGGAAGUCAUCUUCCAAUCCUCUGACGAUGAUGAGGAGAUAGUCACCAAGACUAUUACCUACGCCCAGCUGGAUAAGCUCACCAAUGCCAUCGCUACGAAGCUCGCGCAGCAUGAAGCCAAUAUUCAGCCUGAUGAUCCUGUCGCUAUGUGUUUAGGCAGAGACAUAAAGUCGUUGGCAGUUACUCUAGCCAUCUUCCGCGCUGGGUUUAUCUACCUUCCCGUCGACGAAGAUUUGCCUUCUGCUAGAAAGCAGCUGCUCAUUCGAGACGCGGGUGCGAAAUUAGUCAUUACCACGGAUGAACUUGUCGCCGACCUUAGACUUGAUGCGAACGAUGACGCCCCAGUUAUCACACUCCCCGAUGACCAGGAUGAUCUCGAUAUCAUUUCUGCUUGGCCUGUAUCCGAGCGACACUUCGAGGCUGGUGAUGGAGGCUACCUCCUCUACACAUCCGGCUCCACAGGUCGUCCCAAGGGUGUUCGAGUCUCCAACAACAACCUUUGCCAUUUCAUCUCUGCCUUUAGCAACCGUCUGAUUGAACACUCACCAGCAACAGCUAAGCUUGGAAGUGUCGGCAAGUACCUCAACCUCACAUCGCGAGCCUUCGACCCUCAUUUGACUCAGCUCUUCGUACCAUGGCAUCUUGGUCACCGAGUCGUCAUCGGCAAAGACCGCAGCUCCAUGAUGGCGAAUCUGAAGGAGCUCAUCAAUGAGUUGAGCAUAACCCACUUCGGGUCUGUUCCCUCUGUCUUGACUCAAUUGCGAUUGAGGCCUCAAGACGUGCCCUCUGUGCGAGUUGUCACUACAGGUGGUGAGAAGGCUUCCAAUGAGCUACUCAACACAUGGGCACAGGACACCAAGGCUGGGGAUGACAGAGCUGUGCUCUUCAACUUCUACGGUCCAACGGAAGUCACCAUCGGAUGUCUUGGUCAUGCAGUCAAUCACGAUUCCAACGCGCGCAACCUCGGUCUUCCCCUCCAAGGCCUCGAGACUGUUCUUCUUUGCCCUAGCACUUCCUCUGAUGAACUUGUUGUCGCACGAAGAGGCCAACCAGGUGAACUAUGCAUCGCAGGUCCCCAAGUAGCCAUGGGCUACCUCAACCGUCCUGUCGAAGACGCCAAGAGCUUCCAAACCGUCUCCAUUCAUGGAAGUACUAAGAGAGUCUACAGGACGGGCGACAUGAUGCGCAUGAUGAACGACGGGACACUUGAGUUUCUUGGUAGAGCCGAUCAACAAACCAAAAUCCGUGGUCAGAGACUUGAGCUGGAUGAGGUCGUCGGUUUCCUCAAGCAGGUCGCUGGUAACGCGGGCGACCUAGACUUUGCCGCUGCGGUUGCUUCUAGCGGCGAUGGGUCUACCCAGCAGCAGCAGCUUUUAGGCUUUGUCGCAAAGAAGUCAACUGGCAUUGAAGUUGAGCUUUUAUACGACUAUGACCGCGAAUCAGGCCUACUGCUGGAUACCAUCGAGCAAGAGUGCCAGGCCAAGCUCCCAGCAUUCAUGGUUCCCACUAUGGUCUGGGUUACCAAGAUUCCCUACUUGGCUGCAUCAGGCAAGGUUGACACCAAGCUCUUGGGGCGAUUGGCAAGCGACUUCCUAGCGAGACAGCGGCAUGAGGAAUACGAAGACGCCAUCGGUCAGAGUCUCAGUACUGGUGAAGAUCUUAGUCCAGAAGAGUCGCUCGUCGUCGCGGCCAUUGAAGAAUCUGUGGGCGUUAGUGUCAAGGCUACUUCAAACAGCAGCAUCCACCGCCUUGGAAUUGACAGUCUUUCUGCUAUGACUCAUAUCCUCACAGCUUCGUGCACGGUUAGGGAUAUUGCCAGACUCGCUGAUAACGCCGCUUCAUCCACCGACAGCACUCCGAUUGCGACACCAACAUCUAUGGAUGGUCAACACGAGAUGCUAGUCAACACCAAUGAUCUUACUGUGGCAGACCUUGGACCACUCCCGACUGGUCUUGAAGCAAACAACAUCGAGGCUGUACUGCCUUGCCUUCCUCUCCAAUCUGCUCUCAUCGCUCGCUCCUUGGUGUGGCUCAGCGCUUAUGACAGCGACUCGGAAGGGCAUGAUGUGCCUUAUGUGGCUCAGUUCAAUUACCGCCUUGAUCGCGACACUGAUAUCGCCAGAUGGAAGAACGCGGCUGAGCAAGUUCUCAUUUCAGAAGCCAUGUUAAGGGCAUGCUUUAUCCAGCGAGAUGAGGAUGGCCAGAUAUUCCAAGUCGUUCUUCGAUCACCGCCUGUCUCGCCGCUACAGGAUACUCGACCUGCCGAUAUUGUCGCUCAGAUGCACGUGCAGCCUCCCGUCAGAUUGCUCGUUACUGAGAGCCCCGAUGGAGCGACCGUCUCUCUCAAGAUCCACCACGCACUAUUUGACGGUGUUGCGAUCGACUCCAUUAAACAGAAGCUUGAGCAAGCAUACAAUGAUCCAAGCUCUGUAUCUUCUACCUCCUUCCAUACCUUGAAUACUCUGUCGAGAGUUUCGCACCACUGUAACCUGACAGGUGAGGAGUUCGAAGGCACCAAGCGCUCUUGGCAAGAAGAAUUGAGAGGCAUUCAACCAUGUCGCAUUAGCGCUUCUGACGACAACAACACGAGCGGUCCAAUGGCUCGCGCGACUCUUUGUCUGGGCUUCACAUCUUCCGAACUUAAUGCCAAGCUCAAGUCUGGGUCUGACGCAACGAUCUCGACCUCUUCGGCGUUUCAGCUGGCGACAAGCCUCUGUCUUGCGCAGCUUACUCAACAGUCGUCCAUCACCUAUGGCUUUGUCAUGUCGCUUCGGCCGUUACUCGACGACGUCGCCGAUAAUGUUGACAGUCUUGUCGCACCAUGCCUCAACACACUGAUCCGAACUCUCGCUCUCAAUGAUCAGGGUGAGAGUCUUCCCGAACUCGCUCAGAGAGUUCACAAGGGUCACACCAAUGUCUGUCGAGGAAAAAUGCCGCUCGUCAGCGUAGACAAAGUCCAGCGCUGGUCUAGCUCGCAGGACAAGUUGUUUGACAGUCUUCUGAGCAUCAACGUUAUGCCCGCCCGCGACGAAGAGGAGUCGAAACCAGGACGCAUGACUGCCUUGCCGACUUCCAGUAGUAGUGACAUGGCCCUUGCAAUUGAUGUUGAUCUUCACGCCGAUGGCAAGAUCGUCUUGACGCUUUCGUCUGCUGGCGCUUUGAACGAGAAGCAAUUGGGCGACGUCGGCCAGCUGUUUGAGAAGGUUUUGUAUAGCUGUUCUGACAGUAAUGUCAAGAUCUCGGACAUUGGACCCGCGCUGCUUGUAACAACGGUCCCUUCAUCAAUCACCCAGAAGGGCUCCAACAGUGGCAUUCCCGAAUUGAACACAACCAACACCGAUUACAAGAAGGCCUUGGCUGACGUACAAGAAACGAUCAGUCGCCUCCUCCGUCUCAACCUCUCAGAAGUAUCCUCCAAGCCAGAGUCUACCUCACUGUACCAACUGGGCCUCGACUCCAUUACAGUUCUUCCAUUCGUGAAGCAGAUCAACAAGUCCAACAAGACGAAAUUGUCUUCGCAUGCAGUCAUCAAGGCGCGUACUAUCAAGGGAGUCGCGGAACUCCUACGCGACGCCAGGACCAAGCAGACAUCGACCACGAAUGGCGUUCAAACAACCUCGGUCGCGAAGCCUGAGAUCAACGCAUUGAGCGAGGGCAAUAUUUAUGACAGAACCCUCGCUCAGCUGGCCAGGGACUUGAUGUUCGUCGCGACACCCCUCCAAGAGGGCAUGCUUAGCGCCUCACUUGCCACAAGUGGAAACGCAUACACCUAUGUGCAUGCUAUUCAGCUGUCCGACACUGCUCUUGACGCCGACACCCCCAACCUCGAUCAAUUCCUCGCUGCUGUCAAAGACACAGUAAUGGCCUGCGAGAUUCUCCGAACUCGGUUCAUGUUCACGGACGACGAUGACUCACCAUGGGUCGGUAUCGUUUCUCCAACUGAGCAGAGCGAUCUUGUCAAUUGGGAAGUCAAGUCAUCGCCUCGUGGUAGGGUUCAUCUACGAAUCCACCAUGCACUUUACGAUGCGACUUCCAUUCAAGCGAUCUGGCACAUUUUGGAGGAGAACUAUCUCCGACGGCUUAACGGCGAGGUUUCUCAAUCGCCCAGCUCCCCAAAGCGUCUCUUCCGUCCUUUUGCAAAAACUGUUGCUUCUUCUCAGCGGUCAGCAAUUGCAUUUUGGACAGGCGAAGUUCGAGACUACACUUACACGCCAAUUGACUUCCCACCCGACGAACUCAAGGCAUCAUCUGCGUUCCAUUUCUCUCUGGACGAGCAGGAUCUAUCUCUUCUUCAAUCCAGAUGCAAAGAUCUCGGUGUUACCGUCAAGGCAGCACUCCAAUUGGCAUGGGUCAAGGUUCUUUGCGAGUCACUCUAUCACCAAGCCGACGUGGUGUACGGCGAAGUGGUGUCCACCGACGCGGAUGAUGAUGUUGCGAUUGUUGGGCCUACCAUCAACACUCUUCCGAUGAGGGUCAAGCUUGGAGUUACAAGUGGCACCAUCACUGUAUCUCAGGCUUUGAGCCUUGUACAAAAGCAGAUUGACUCUGCACGAGGCACCAACUCGAUGGCAUCUUUGAGAAAGGUCCAGACACAGUGGCGAUCGAGCCAGCAGGGACAGACUUCAGCUGGUCUCUUCCAGAGCCUUUUCGUGUUUGAUGGGGUGAUCGGGUCUUCCGAUGCCGCUGACGCAUCAUCGUCACUGUUCAAGCCAGCCGAGGCCAACUCUGGAGACUCGACUGGGCCCGCCUACGAUGACUAUCCUCUCAUUGUCAGCUUCCACAUCAAGGACAACAAGCUCAACGGAAAAUUGAGAGCCAAGACGUCCGCAACAGAGGUCAAUGCUAUCGGUGAACAAUUGUCCGCUUCGCUGAAGCAUGUGCUACAAGGGCCAGAAUCGCCUGCCAUCAACACUAAGCACCUUCGCGUCGCUGGAAAAGUCGAAGUCACAAAGACAAAGAGCGACACAGUCAAGUCCACGGACUUGAACGGCUUGACCCCAACAGCAGAUGCGGUUCUCAACGUCGUCGAAAAGGUAAUUGGUACAAGACGUGGAGGUAAGAAGAUUGGCUACGACACCAAAUUGAUCAGUGUUGGUCUUGAUUCCAUCUUGGCCAUUCGUUUGUCGAAGCUAUUGAAGGAUCAGGUUGGAUUGAGUGUGAGCGUGUUUGAGAUCAUGAAAGGAGCUAGUGUUCGGGAUAUUGCUUGUCGUACAUCCAAGGGUGGAAAGGCGUCGGUCAAGAAGGUGACGUCGUCGACGGUGGAUGAGGGACUGAAGGUGCCGAUGGCCAAGGCUCUCGGUAUACCGGAGAGUCUUGUCAAGUCUGUUCUACCAGCUUUGUCUGGACAGCGAUCGCAUUUGGAGCAGUGGGUGCACAAUGGUAAGAGGUUCUUCGAGCCACCGUGGGUGUACAGAGUAGACGACUCUCUCACCGAGGACAUGGUGUCCAAUUCCUGGGCUAAACUUGUUCGCACUCACGAUGUUCUUCGAACAACCUUUGUUUGUGAGAGCGCUGGAGAAUUGUUCCAGGCGACUCUCAAUGAACAGUGGUCGCCUCUACAGAACUUCACAACCAUUCGGGAGUCAACAAAGACGAUCGAGGCCUUGAUCCAUGAUCAUGUUGCCGAGGAAAACAUUAAGGUGUCUGGCAUGAAGAGCCCUGCAGCGCGACUUUCGUUCUUGGAGGCUUCUGAUGGCAAAGCUAUUGUGAUCAGAUUACACCACGCACUCUACGACGGAUGGAGUAUCAAGAUGGUUGAGAAGGAGUUAAACAAGCUAUUGAGUUCGAACAAGAUCGAGGAAAAUCGCCCAUCGCUUCAGCACGUUGUUGAGCAGAUGAAAGACAUCAGAGACCCUGAUGCCGAAACAGCCUACUGGAAGCAGCAUUUGUCGCACGCUGAAGAAACUGUCUUCGGAGCGGCUGAUACUGCUUCGCCAUCUUCUUUUGGUCCACAGUUCAAAGCGACGUUCCCAACCAACAUCCCUCAGGCUGUAGUUGACUUGCUCUCUCAGAAGAGUCAAUCGCAAACUUCCACUACCAUCAUCCUCGCCUACGCCAAGGCUCUCGAGAACAUGACGCAAACGACAUGUCCCACCUUUGGUCUCAACCAUGCGUCGAGAUCUCUCUCAUCGCCUGACGGAACGCAAACUCUCGAUUUGACGGAUGCAAGCAUACCGACGCUUACUGUUACACCAUUGUCGGUGGACUUGACUGGGUCAUUGGAGAGUCAACUCGGAUUCAUUCAGGACCAUCUUGCGCAACUUACAUGCUUCGCUCAAACGGAUGGUUUGUCCAAGAUCAGUCCUCGAUUCAAUUCGUACCUGAACAUUAUCCACCGCAACGAUGCCACCCCGUCUAAUGCCAACGAUGGAGGAGCUUUGCAACGAUACAGGCUUCCGGAACCUCUAGCGUCUAGUUACUUCACGACUACAAAGCCAUCGUCAACUGUGUCUACUGUUGAUCAGCUCAGCACGAGUCACUUGUGUGCUCACAGGCUGUUCUUCAAUGUUAUUGUGAGCGAAAGCGAUAGUAUCAAGAUUACUCUCAGUGCAGACAAGGCGAUUUUGGGUGGAGAUGACAAGAUGAUUCAGAAUUUGGUGCGAUGCUUUGGAGAUAGACUGGAGGAGGUGGUGAAGGAGCUGGAUUAG